AUGGCAUAUGUGGGUAAUGGACAUGUAGCAACAGUUAUUUUCAGUGAUUUCAUUUAUAUGAAUGGACUCUAUAAUGGUGUCAACGCAUCUAAUGAACGAGAACCGGAUGAAAUAUGGUCAUCGCACGCUUCUCUUUGGAACCAAGUCUGGUUAAAUGGACGAAUUGACAUUCGUGACGAUGUUGAACUACAACGACAAGUGAAUUCUGCUCUAUAUUAUAUUCUCAGUUCGCUUCCGCCAUUAUCCACACGUAGUGAACAUAAACAAUUCUACGGACUGAGCCCUGGUAGUCUAUCUCGUGGUGGGCGUCUUGGAGAAGAUUAUGGCGGUCAUUCAUUUUGGGAUACGGAAACAUGGAUGUAUCCAUCGAUUCUUCUCUUCUAUCCAACAUUAGCUAAAGAAAUUCUUUCAUAUCGCAUCGCCCUACGUGAUGCAGCCACGUAUAAUGCUGAUCUAUUUGGCUAUGAGGGGUGGAGAUAUCCUUGGGAGAGUGCACGAACAGGAAUCGAUGUGACUCCGGAUUGUUGUCCCGAAGUUCGUCUCUAUCAGAUGCAUAUCACUGGCGAUAUAGCUUUUUCUGCAAGACAAUAUAUUGCCGCAACACGUGAUCAGUCAUGGUUGAAGACCGAAAUGGGUGGUGAUCUCAUCUAUGAAACGGCACGAUUUUGGGCGUCGAGAGCGAUAUAUAAUUCGGACCGAAAUCAAUACGAAAUCUUGAUGGUAUUGCCACCUGAUGAAGAUGCUCAACCGUUCAAGAACAAUUCCGUCUUUACGAAUGCUGUUGCUUCGCUUUCCAUUCAAUUAGCAAAUCAAGUCGGUUGUAUAACUGAAAAGCUGGUGCCUCAACUAUGGCUCGACAUAGCCAAUAAUCUUUAUUUUCCAUUCGACAAUGUCACUCAAAUUCAUCUCGAAUAUGAAAAUUUCAAUCCUAAGAAUGCGACUAUAAAACAAGCCGAUGUAGUUCUUCUCGGUUUUCCAUUGAUGUGGCCGAUGAGUAAAGAAGUACGACGUAACGAUCUGUUGACCUAUGAACGUCUGACUCGAGACGAUGGACCGGCUAUGACCUGGUCAAUGCAUGCAAUCGGACAUCUUGAAUUAAACGAUUUUGAACUAGCGGAAGAACUCUUUCGACGUUCGUACGAAACCUAUGUUCGACCACCAUUCAAUGUGUGGACUGAAGCUCGAUCUGGAGUUGGUGCUGUCAAUUUUAUAACAGGUGCAGGAGGUUUUCUGCAAGCAGUACUUUUCGGAUACGGUGGUCUUCGUUUAACUCUUAAUGAACUUGAAAUAAUGCCACCGAGUCGUUUGCCCAAUCGAUCAACACAACUUGUCUUUCAUGGUCUCAAAUAUAAUGGUGCUACAUUAGACUUGACGAUUGAGAAAGAGAUGUAUCAUGUCAGUGUACGUGCGUUGAAUAACGACAAUUCCAAAUCAAUACUCUAUGAACAUGAGCAACAACGAGGUUCGCUCCGAGUUAACGAUAUUCUUUCCUUUCCAGUUGAUACACGAUUGAUUAUUUAUCUGGCGACACCACUUUGUCUUUGA
Messenger RNA from Rotaria sp. Silwood2, 1545 nucleotides. The record is from the annotation of a GenBank genome assembly. Lineage: Eukaryota; Metazoa; Rotifera; Eurotatoria; Philodinida; Philodinidae.